Molecule: messenger RNA, 342 nt
Organism: Lathyrus sativus (Indian pea)
Lineage: Eukaryota; Viridiplantae; Streptophyta; Magnoliopsida; Fabales; Fabaceae
Source: the annotation of a GenBank genome assembly
AUGAAAAAAAACAGAGAUCUAAAUAUAGAACCAGAAAAAGGAAACCAAGAAAUGCGAAACAGAGUACCAAAUGCAAUGUGUGAAGACGAAUGUAAGUAUAGCAAGAGAACGAUCAUGAUGAAGGAAAAUCUUGAAGAAAAACAGAAGAUUAUGGUGUUGAAUCCAGCAAAAGAAACAAGAUAUGAGAUGGUAGAUAAUUGUAGCUUAGAAGUCCAAGUUGCAUGCAUGUUCGGCGAUCCAUUGACAUCACCAUUGCCAUUGCACUGUAGAAAGUCGGCAACAAAGAAAAUUAGAGAAUUGGAAUUCAGAACACAGAAUGAGCGGCCACCCGAGAACGGUUAG